AUGGCUGCGGAUCGGGCGCUCCCGCGGCGGCUGCUGCUCCCCCUCGUGCUGGCCGCGGCUCUGAUCUUCCCGGAGGCAGGUGCCCUCAACAUCUCCAUUCGUCCUGUUGACAAAAUAACAGUUUCAGUAAAGCCUGGACCUUCUACUCAAGCAGAAGAAUUGUGCAAGAUGUGUGCAGGGAGCGACUGCUUUUCUGAACGGAAAAUACAAUCUGGGGAGCAGUUUAAUUUUUCUUUUAGAUGUCCCACACCAGAAAAAUAUUGGGUCUUGGUAAUUGAGAGGUACAUAGAUUGUAUGUCAAGACACUGCCCCUUUGAAGAUGUUCUUCUUCAGCCCUCAGGAUUACCUAAUCUUAACAGAACAUUCAUUUGGGAUGUUAAAGCUGGUAGAAAAGACGCACUAGUACUGAAGUUUGCGACAUGGCUAAGACAAGUGGAACCUGAAGACGCUUGCCAUGAUCAAGUCAUUUAUAAAAUCGGCAGUCGCUUUGCUGCCAACACAGUCAAUAUUGGAUUUUUCUGUAGAAAUGGUUCCGUUUCCCGGGUGAAGGUGCAAGGGGAAGUAAUCAUGACACUAGAGCUUCCUUGGGAUUCAAAACUCAACACUUCCGGCUUCAAGAUAGAAAGCAGGGAUUCCAUUAAAAGAUUGUGCAUUAUAGAAUCAACGUUUUUGACUGAAUCAUCUGCAACCUUGAUGUCUGCCAACUAUCCCUUGGGCUUCCCAGAAGAUGAGCUCAUGACGUGGCAGUUUAUUGUUCCACCUGCUUUGAGAGCCGACGUCUUCUUCCUCAAAUACAACAAAUCAAUUUGUGAACGGAAAGAACAGAGACUGGAGUACUUCUUACCUGGAAUAGAUAACCCUGUGGUGUAUUCACUGGAAGUAAGACAACCAGUGGAUGUUCCUGGUAACUUUAACCUUUCCUUGCAAGGCUGUGAUCAAGAUGAUAGGGACCCUGGAGUUCUUCGCCUGCUUUUUAAAGUUGAUGUUCACUACCCUAUACAUGAAGAAAAUACAUCCUUCACCGUUGACCUUAGAAAAGAGGACAUGAAUGUUACAGUUUAUUCAGAAUCUCUGCAAUCUGGAUCCCAUUCAGCGAAUAAACCUGCCUGCUCAAUCUGCACAAGUCCUAGACACUGCGGGCUUAAUGUGACAUUAGCAUCUGGUGACAUAGCUUCGAUAAUCAUUCUGUGCCACAAAAAUGAUAUAUCCAGCAAUGUAAAGAUGAUUGCUGAAAAAUCUAUAGCCUGUCGGAAUUCCAGGAUUUGUCAAAAUAGAGAGUUUCCUCUACGUGUACCGAAGGCGCUUCUCGGGCUGCCAGUCCCACUUCACAUGUUCAUCUGGAGACUUACAGCACCUACUGACACCAACAUAGAACUGAGGGCUCCAAACUUGAAACUACAGCAACAUAUGCCCAAACAACAAUAUAUAUGCAGUGGAAGUUACAGUUAUGCCAUUAAUGGGACCACUCCAGGGAAGACCUUAACUUUUGGUAUAUACUGUCCAGGGGGAGCCAUUGAAAAAAUUCAGAUCAGAAACAACGUCAGCGUAAGCCUGAAGACAUUUGGGAAAAAGUUCAAUGAUGAUGCUCAGAAUCAGGAUCUGAAGUUGGUUUUUGUGCCAGAAAUGAAAGAAGAUUGCAUUUUCACAGUUACCCCAGCUCCAAAAUCCAAAAUUUACUUAGAGACCCCUAACUGGGUAGAUGGUCUGCCUUCCUACAUGAAUGUCUACUGGAACAUCAGUGUCCCACAGAAGAAUAUUGCACAGCUUCAGUUCUUAUCUGGCUGGAAUGAUCUUACCUGUGACAAGGCAUGGGCUUAUGUCUAUGUUAAAGAGCAGAGACCAAAUGGAGAAGAAAUCUCAUGCCGUAAUGAUGAAUCGCUGCCAAAGGUUCCACAUAUGCGUCAUAAUUUCUGGGUCAACAUAAGUAACUGUAAACCAUCUCCUCAGAAAUUACUGUCCAUGCAGUUCGCAGUGACAAUUACUGACAAAAAAUCAGGUUUGGCUGUCAUCAUUGGCGUGGUGGCUGGUGUGCUUGCGGUGCUCAUAGUUAUUGGGCUUGCUGUAUGCUGCGUUAAGAAAAAGAAGAAAAAGGGAAAUCCCCCAACCCCAAUGGUGGGAAUAUAUAACGCCAAUGUCAACACUCAGCUCCCCACAAAACCAGGUGUAUUCAAAAAGGGAAGGAAGAACAAUGAGUCUCAUGUCUAUGCAGUCAUUGAUGACACCAUGGUUUACGGGCACUUGCUGGAUAACUUGAGUGGACCUAGAAAUGCUGAGAUAGGUGUGUACCAGCCUUUUACUGGUGCCACGAGCCCUAAGCCUCCAUCUCCACCUCCAAUCUCAUCUUUCAGGAAAAUGUCCAAACUAUCUACGACUGAGGAGUCCUCUUCACCGAUGACUGACAAUGAGACAUAUGCCUUCACACAUCGUGCUCUGGAGCCACUUAAGAGCAAUGGUGACGCACAUGUUAGUGGCAAUGGAGAGGUGGACACAUCUUUACGUGGAAAAAGGGAACUGGAAAACUCAGUGUUAUAACCAUGAUACAAAAUCUAUGACUUUUUGGGGAAAUAGAAGGAACUAUGGUUGACACGCAUCUGUAUCUUUUUUUCCUUUAAAAGGAAUAUUUUUAGAGCCUAUUUUUAUACAGUUUCCUUUGUAAAACGUUACUGUGGCUCAGGUCAGUACAUUACUCAGAAUUUUGAACAUAGAAAGGAAUGGCAAAGAUGCAUUUUGAACUUUUAUUAUAAGAAGACUUUCAAAACAAAGCUACUGGAUAGUAAAUGAACCAGGAAAAUUGCAUUGCCAAAAAGCACCUGUUGAUUUCUUUGGCUUUUGAAGAUGGACUAACAUUGAUUUGAAGAUUCCAGCCGUGCCGCAGAAGAAAUACUCAUGGGGGGAAAUGGCAUAACUUGAAGAAGGCUUUCUAAAUUUAGAGAAGAUGACUUUUGUUGAUGACGUAGCCCCAAGUUGUGGAUGACCGAGGAUUACACCAGAAUAGACAUCUGGGCAACAAAAUAAAAAUGAUGGUUGUGUUUGAAAAUAACAAUUCCCCACCCAAUCGGUUGUGUAAUAUAUGUACAAUAAAAUAUUUUAUUUG
Molecule: messenger RNA, 3094 nt
Organism: Heteronotia binoei (common prickly gecko)
Lineage: Eukaryota; Metazoa; Chordata; Lepidosauria; Squamata; Gekkonidae
Gene: CDCP1
Product: CUB domain containing protein 1
Exons: 9
Coding region: 1-2532 (843 amino acids)
Source: RefSeq, a predicted model, not a curated record